CCAGUAGAUCACGAGACUUGGACGAGGCAGCAUCUCUCACGAGCACCUAAGCUGUAACUUGGUGCGCGUUGAAUUGUUCCCUGCGAGUCGCACCGAGAGCCGGGCGAAGAAAAGCGAGAGGAUCUGGGUUGUAUCAUAGUGCCGGCGCAGUCAAGGAUCUAGGAACUAAGUGGUCCCUGGUGGGUUGCCGGCCUCGCCGAGCUCAGUCGGGCAUCUAGAGGAUCUAGGCGCUUCACCGGCUCAGUCAAGGAUCUAGUACGACCGAGCGGGUUGCGUGCGCGGCCGGCGCAGCAGGGAGGAGCUAAAGUACCGCUCAUACAAUAAAGAUAGCGUUUCAAGCGUCGUCGCAGCGCGCCUAGCGGCCGCCCGUGCGAACCGACAACAUGAGCGAACCCUACGAGAGGAACGGCGUCCAUGUCGACGCCAGUGCGGAAGAGCAGGACGAGAUGGUUGCGACGGAGCGCGAACUAGCCGAGGAUGCGCAAUGGAAGCGCAUCCAGCAGAACACGUUCACGCGCUGGGCCAACGAGCACCUCAAGACGGUCAACAAGCACAUUGGCAACUUGGAGACGGACUUGAGCGACGGCCUGCGGCUCGUCACGCUCAUCGAGGUGCUGUCGGGCAAGAAGCUGCCGAAGCACAACAAGCGGCCCACCUUCCGCUCACAGAAGCUCGAGAACGUCUCGGUGGCGCUCCAGUUCCUGGAGGACGAGGCCAUCCGCAUCGUCAACAUCGAUUCAAGUGAUAUUGUAGACUGUAAAGUAAAGUUGAUUCUCGGAUUAAUAUGGACACUGAUUCUACAUUAUUCCAUUUCCAUGCCAAUGUGGGAAGGAGAAGAGGAGCUGCAUGGAGAUGGAAAAGGACCAACUCCAAAGCAGAGGUUACUACAUUGGAUCCAGAGCAAACUUCCCGACCUCCCAGUUACUAACUUCACCUCCGACUGGAAUGACGGGCGAGCCGUUGGAGCAUUGGUGGAUGCAGUUGCACCAGGCCUGUGUCCUGAUUGGCAAGACUGGAAUCGUGAUGAUUGCCUGCAGAAUGCGACAGAAGCUAUGGGACUGGCAGAUGACUGGCUCAACGUGAGGCAGCUGAUCAGGCCUGAGGAGAUGGUGAAUCCCAACAUGGAUGAAAUGUCCAUGAUGACAUAUCUCUCGCAGUACCCCAAUGCCAAGCUGAAGCCUGGAGCACCAUUGCGACCCCGCACAAACCCCAACAGGGUGCGUGCAUAUGGCCCUGGUAUUGAGCCAAGUGGACCUGUUGUCGGAGCACCAGCCAACUUCACCGUCGAUACAUUCUCCGCAGGGAAGGGCCAAGUAGACGUCACUGUCGAGAAUCCACAUGGACAGCCUGAACCAGUUGAUGUCCGAUUCAACAAGGAUCACAACCUAACUUACACAGUCUCGUACACGCCACAACUGGAAGGGAGCCACAAGGUGUCAGUGCGGUUUGCUGGUAGGGAGAUCCCCAAGUCGCCGUACACCGUCUUGGUCGAAGGCCAUGCGGGAGAUCCCAGCAAAGUGGUGGCAUCGGGUCCGGGUUUGCAGCCCGAAGGCAUCAUGAUUAAUCGACCAACCUACUUUGACAUCUCCACUAAAGAUGCUGGGCGUGGCGUGCCGGAAGUCAUCAUCCUGGACCCUGCCGGCAAUAAGAACACUGUGCCUGUGAAAGUGCGCCAGACCUCACCAGACAUCUGGCGUUGUGAAUAUGUUUCUCCUGUUGUGGGCUUGCACUCGGUCAAUGUAUUUUUUGCUGGCAAACCCAUUCCGAAUAGUCCGUUUGGUGUACGCAUUGCUCCAGUGUUUGAUGCCAAGAAGGUUAAAGCAUCUGGACGAGGACUUCAACAAAAUGGAGUGAGAGUUAAAGAUGUAGCGGAUUUCAAGAUCUACACCGAAGGAUCUGGGGAAGGAACUCCUGAUGUACACAUCAUUGGCCCAGGUGGAGUUAAUGAGCCAGUGAAGAUGCGUAAAAUUGAUGGCUCCACAUACGAGGUUGUUUAUAGCCCUCGUAAAGAGGGUCGCCAUGUAGUGAUGGUGACAUUUUCUGGCCAAGAGAUACCUCGCUCACCAUUCGAGGUGAAUGUUGGUCCAUACAAAGAAACAAUGAUUAGAGCUUAUGGCCCUGGUUUGGUUGGUGGUGUAGUGGGCUAUCCUGCACUUUUCACUGUGGAAACAAAUGGUGAAACAGGAGCAUUAGGUUUCAGCAUCGAAGGUCCUUCUGAAGCAAAAAUAGACUGCCAAGAUAAUGGAGAUGGAUCUGCCGAUGUGCGAUACUACCCUACAGUUGUCGGCGAAUAUGCAGUUCACAUACUCUGUGAUAAUGAGGACAUUCCAAAGUCACCAUACGUGGCUCAAAUCAUCCCCCAUACAGACUUUUACCCAAAUAAGGUUGAAUGCCAUGGUAAAGGAAUUGAAAGUAAUGGAGUUCAAUCAGGAAAACCCACAGAGUUCAAAAUAGAUACCAGGAAGGCUGGCUCAGCACCACUGGACAUACAAGUUUUGGAUGCAGACUGUGCUAAGACUGAUGUGAAGAUUACUCCAGAUGGGAAUGAUCUUUAUACUGCUACCUAUGUUCCGAAGAAAGGUGGAAAACAUACUGUGCAAGUUAACUAUGGUGGUGUAGCAACGAGAAACAGCCCCUACAGAGUUUACAUUUCGGAACCAUUGAAUGUAUCCAAAGUACGUGUGUUUGGUCCUGGAGUCGAGAAGACAAUUAAGUCAAAUUCCCCAACCCAUUUCAAUGUUGACUGUCAGGAAGCUGGUCAAGGUGAAUUACAAAUAAAAAUGAUGAAUGACAAGGGUAUUGAAGUUCCUCUCAAAAUAACAGAUAAUGAAGAUUCCACUUACAUAGUAGACUAUGCAGUUCAACAACCUGGAAAUUAUGUUAUAAAUUUUACAUAUGGAGGUUUUAAAUUGCCUCAGAGCCCUGUAUGUGUCAUUGCUCAACCUCAUGUGGAUGUUUCAAAAAUACGUGUCGACGGACUAGAGCCAAGUGUCUAUGUUGACUCUCCAACUGACUUUGUUGUGGACUCCCGAGCAGUCUCAAAGCAAGAUGAUUGUAAAGUUACUUGUACCAUCACAAACCCAUCCGGAGUUAAAACAGAAAACCUCAUAAAACCACAAGCUGAUGGAACUUAUCGAAUAAGUUACACACCAUUUGAAGAAGGUCGCCACACCAUUGACAUUUUGUAUGAUGGCUUGCCAAUUCCUGGAUCUCCAUUUGUUGUUAAUGUGCGCCGAGGGUGUGACCCCAAGAAGUGUUGUGCGUUUGGUCCAGGACUCGAGAAUGGAUUUGUGGACAGAGCAAAUGCAUUUACGGUUGAAACUAAAGGAGCUGGCACUGGUGGUUUAGGUCUAGCGAUUGAAGGGCCAUCUGAAGCAAAAAUGACCUGUAAAGACAACCGCGACGGUUCAUGUUCUGUGGAGUAUAUUCCUACCGAACCAGGAGACUAUGAUGUGAGCAUAAAGUUUGCUGAUCACCACAUUCCUGGAUCACCAUUCAGGGUGCCAGUAGACAAGGCUGUGGAUGCUGGCGUGGUGAAGGCUUUCGGGCCAGGACUGGAACCCACCAAGUGCCGAGCAGGAGCACCUCUCAACUUCACCGUGGAUGCCACCAAGUCUGGGAAAGCUCACAUUGACGUGAAAAUUUCUUCUGACAAAGGACCUCUCAGCCAGCAGCCAAAAAUCACUGAUAAUGGUGAUGGAACAUACAGUGUGACAUACCUGCCACCGCCUGAGGGCAGCACCGUGAAGGCUAAUGUCACUUAUGAUGGAAGAGAAAUUCCAAACAGUCCCUUCCAAAUGCGAGUUCGGCCAGCAUCAGAACCUGAAGCAGUAAAGGUCGAAGGCAGUGGGGUUUCCAGCAAGGGAAUACCUGCAUCUAUCCCAGCAGACAUCAUUAUAGACACUAAUCAGGCAGGAAUAGGAGACAUAGAUGUUUUUGUCAAGGGACCUGAUGGCCACCCAAGGAAAGUGAAGCUACAGGAGAUAGGUGACGGCACUUACAAAGCUACAUACACGCCAGAUGACUGUGGAAGAUACAAAGUUCAUGUGAAAUAUAAUGGCAAAGAUAUUCCUCAGUCACCAUUCCAAGUUCAAGCUGUAGCUACUGGCAGUGCCGACAAAUGCAAGAUCACUGAAGGUAUCCAGCGAACACUUGUUAAUGGAGAAGAGUAUUGCAUCACUGUUAACACCAAAAAUGCAGGUUAUGGUGCUGUUACAUGUAGAAUACGUUCAACAUCUGGCAGUGAUGUUGAUAUUGACAUUGAAGAUAACGGAGAUGAGACGUUCAGUAUAUAUUAUACUGUAAAGGAUGCUGGAGACUAUACACUCAGUAUAAAGUUUGGUGGCCAACCAGUUCCUGAUGGGUUUUACACUUUUACGGCAGUGCCUGAGGACGUUGAGAAGCGCAGCGUCGCGAAGGAGUCGCAAGCGACCAAGUCCACCACUACCACCACCAGCACCAGCGAGCAGCGAUACCGCUCUGUGCACUUGGACAACAUCCCUUUGCCGACCACCGGGGGACACGUCACUGCUGAAGUGAAGAUGCCAAGCGGAAAAACAGACAAGCCCGUCAUUGAAGACAACCGAGACGGAACGGUCAGCAUCAAGUAUGAGCCAAGAGAGGAGGGUUUGCAUGAGCUGGCAGUUAAAUACAAUGGUGAACAUGUUCAAGGUUCCCCUUUCAAGUUCCAUGUGGACUCAUUGAGCAGUGGGUACGUAACAGCCUAUGGACCAGGGCUGACCCAUGGUGUGUGUGGCGAACCAUCAAACUUCACCAUUUCCACAAAGGGUGCAGGAGCAGGUGGACUAUCUUUGGCGGUGGAAGGCCCAAGCAAAGCAGAAAUAAGCUGUCAUGACAACAAGGAUGGCACUGUGUCGGUGUCGUAUCUGCCCACGGCCCCUGGCGAGUACAAGAUCUCAGUCAAGUUCGGUGACAAACACAUCAAAGGAAGUCCAUACGUCACCAAGAUCACAGGAGAGGGCAGGAAAAGAAACCAGAUAUCAGUGGGGUCCUGCAGUGAAGUGUCAUUUCCUGGGAAGGUGUCCGACGCAGAUAUCCGUUCACUAAAUGCAUCGAUCCAGGCACCAAGCGGGCUUGAGGAGCCUUGCUUCUUGAAAAGACUACCAAAUGGAAACAUUGGCAUAUCAUUUACACCACGUGAAGUGGGUGAACACGUAGUUUCAGUUAAGAGGCUGGGAAAACACAUUGCUAAUUCUCCAUUCAAGAUAAAUGUGGGCGAAAGGGAGGUCGGCGACGCAAAGAAAGUUAAAGUGACUGGAAAUGCUUUAAAAGAUGGAAAAACCCACGUGGAUAACACUUUCACUGUUGACACAAGAAAUUCAGGGUAUGGAGGUUUGUCACUGUCAAUUGAAGGUCCCAGCAAAGCAGACAUUCAGUGCAAAGAUAAUGAAGAUGGUACAUUAAACAUUUCAUACAAACCCACUGAACCAGGUUACUACAUAGUAAAUCUCAAGUUUGCAGACCAUCACGUGGAAGGCUCACCCUUCACCGUCAAGGUCAUUGGCGAAGGCUCCAACCGGCAAAGGGAAAAGAUCCAACGACAGAGAGAGGCGGUGCCGAUAACUGAAGUUGGCAGCGAGUGUAAACUCACUUUUAAAAUGCCAGGCAUCACCUGUUUUGAUUUGUCGGCAACUGUAACAUCACCGGGAGGUGUAACAGAAGAUGCAGAAAUCAAUGAAAUUGAAGAUGGCCUUUAUGCUGUUCAUUUUGUACCCAAAGAGUUGGGUGUACACACAGUGUCAGUGAAGUACAAGGAUAUGCACAUACCUGGAUCUCCAUUCCAGUUCACAGUAGGGCCACUGAAGGACAGUGGGGCCCACAGGGUUCAUGCGGGCGGGCCGGGACUGGAGCGUGGUGAGCAGGGUCAGCCGUGUGAGUUCAACGUGUGGACGCGGGAGGCCGGGGCUGGCUCUCUGGCCAUCUCUGUUGAAGGACCAAGCAAGGCUGAGCUCGACUUCAAAGACAGGAAGGACGGCUCGUGCUAUGUCAGCUAUGUCGUCUCUGAGCCAGGUGAAUAUCGAGUGGGAAUCAAGUUCAAUGACCAGCAUAUUCCAGAUUCGCCAUACAAGCUGUUCAUUUCUCCAGCCAUGGGGGAUGCACAUAAGCUUGAGGUGUUCCAGUUCCCAGAUUCCGGUGUACAAGCAGACAAGCCUGCAGCAUUUCUGGUCAGGAAGAAUGGUGCCAAGGGUGAGCUAGAUGCAAAGAUUGUCUCUCCAUCAGGGACAGAAGAUGACUGUUUCAUUCAAUCGAUCGACUCUGACACUUACUCUGUCAGAUUUAUGCCAAGAGAGAAUGGAAUCCACAACAUUCAUGUCAAGUUUAAUGGUGUCCACAUUCCUGGCUCUCCAUUCCGCAUUAAAGUUGGCAAAGAAGAUGCUGACCCUGCGGCUGUACACGCAUCUGGCAAUGGCUUAGGUGACAUAAAAACAGGACAAAAAACUGACUUCAUGGUUGACACCUGCAAUGCUGGCGCUGGAACAUUAGCAGUAACAAUAGACGGACCCUCGAAAGUGUCUAUGGAUUGUACAGAAGUGGAAGAAGGUUACAAGGUCCGAUACACCCCUCUCGUCCCUGGAGAUUACUACAUCAGUAUAAAAUACAAUGGCUACCACAUAGUGGGCUCCCCAUUCAAAGUCAGCUGCACAGGUGAAGAUUUAGCAGAAAGGGGAGCCCAAGAAACUUCUUCAGUGGUUGUGGAAACAGUUCAAAAAAUGUCGAAGAGCAAAGCAGCUGCUCCGAUUCUGCCACUUUUCAAGUCCGAUGCUUCGAAAGUAACGAGUAAAGGAAUGGGCUUAAAAAAGGCCUACCUACAGAAACAAAAUAUGUUUACUGUUCAUGCAGGAGAUGCAGGUAACAAUAUCUUAUAUGUGGGUGUGUAUGGCCCAAAGAGUCCAUGUGAGGAAGUGUUCAUCAAGCACAUGGGUCGCAACAACUACCAAGUCAACUAUGUUGUGCGGGAGCGUGGGGAAUACAUCGUGAUCGUCAAGUGGGGAGAUGAGCACAUCCCAGGCUCUCCAUUCAAGGUGGAUGUGUGAUUUAUUCAUGAAAUAUUGACACUGCCAAUUACAACUACUCAAAAUGCAUUAUCGAACUCAACAUUUUCAGCAGCGAAUAUGUGAAAUUUUUCAGUAUUUCAGUAUUUCAGUCAUGUCAGUUCAUGAGCAUGUAUUACACAAAUCAGUUGAACUUGUUUUUUUUGUUUUUUUUUUGCUAGCUAGAAUGUUGUAGUCUGAAAAACAUGUAUUAAUGAAGAAUGUGGUUAAUGUGUAUGCUGCUACUUCAAAAAUUAAUUCCUGUUACUUCUUCCGGAAAUACUGUUAUCAACAUUACAUCAAACAUUACUACAUCCUUCAAGACUUGUAAAAUAAAAGUUUUUUUUGUGCAGAUUAUUGACAGAACACUUUUGCUCGUUGUUUAGAUUAUUCAAAAUAUGUAUUGGUAAAACUUGAUAUGUAUAAUUAUUAAGUGAUUGCAGCAAUGUGUUUUUCAUCUGCUUGAGUGAUGAAUUUUAGUAGUUAUUUUAAUAAUGUGCAAUUUAAAAUUUGUGUGAAAUUUAUGGCUUGAAAAAAUUAGGGAAAACAUUAAAAAUAUUUUGAAAAUUUAUUUAAGUAUAAAUUGGAACAAUUCAAGUAUUGAUAAUGAUUUUUUUAUGUUCUCAUACAUUUUAAUAUAUUUAUUACAUUGUUUGUGGUAUUUAUUUUAUAAAAUUCAAAAUCACUUUAUUUACUAUACUGUACAAGCAAGGUCUCGAAUAUUGUUAUAGUGAUAGCUUACAACAGCAAAAUUAUUACAAAAUCACAAAAUGCAACUAUUGUACUAAAAAAAAAUCUGUAACAGUAAGUUUAAACAUAAAGUGGUAUGUUAAAUUAUUCAUGAUAUUUCAAUCAUUAACUGAGCAAGUUGAACAUUGUGAUAUCUGUUAUAAAACCAUCUUCAAUACAUCAUUAAUAGUAUUAAUUUAAAAGCAAGAUAAUAUAUGUGUAGGAUUAUGAUCAUUUUUAACUUCAUCAACUGUAAUAAACUACAUUAUGAAUUUAUUAACUAAUCCCUUGUGUAUAUAAUGUUAUUAGUUGAUGAAAGUUAAUAUAAAUUGCUGAAAAAAUUAGUGUUUAGGAAAAUGUUGGAUUUUUAAAAUACUUUUACCGAGUUAAAAAUUUCACAUAUAUAUGUGUGUGUGAGUGUAGUAAUACUUAUUUAAGGUUGAAUUGUUAAAAAUAUACAAAUAUUCAUCAUUUUGUAUUUGUCUUUAUACAUAAUAUAUACACCAGUUCAGUUCCCUAGAAUAAGUUUUAUAAAGUUUGUCUAGUAGCAGAAAAUUGAUUGUUGUUUUUGUGCAGAAAUUUAUUUGUGCUGAAUUGUAAAAUUGUAAUUUUUUUUUCAUAUUUUAUUAUUAUAAUAUUUAGUAUGUACUGUUAUUUCUUUUUAGUUAAGAGUGCAACUCAUGUGUUGUAUUGUUUUAUAUUUAUGAUAUAUAUAGAUAUAAAAAUAAUUAUAUUUUUGUAAAUAACUUAAAUUUUGGUUUUGGCCUGUAGGAAACAAUCCUAUAGUUAUAAAUAGUUUUCAAACAUUUGCACUGAAACUUAUUAAAAUUAUAUUUAUAAUGAUGCUGAUAAACAGUGUGAUUAUAAAUAUAUAUUUUUCAUAAUUACAAAUCUUUUAUCAGCUUAAUGAAUUUAUCAUUAUAAUUUUAAAAAAUAUAUAAAAUUGGUGCUAUUGCACCUAACUCGUACAAAAAUUAUAAUAAUAAUCUAUGGAAUGAAAACUUAAAUUAUAAAAAUUUCCUUUUCACCUAAAAUAAAAAUGUUGUAUUUCAAAUGAGUAACUAAAAGAUUUUUUGACAAAACAUAAUUAAUAUUGCAGUAGGUACUUUGUUUGUAAGUGAAGAAUUUAUUUAGAAUUAAAAAGGGGAGUACUAAGUUUAUGAUAUCACAAUGUUCUCAAAUUGCUGAGAUUAUAAUUUUAACAUAUCUAUAUUUAUAUAUGUUAUUAAUGCAUGAGAGGUGAAUGAUUUUUACCAUUGUUAUUAUUUGUAAGCUAUAAAUUGUCCGAUAGAAGAUGUUGAUUGCGUUUAAAAUUACCAAGCAGCAUACAAAAUUUAAAUUACUUGGUAUGUAUAUGUAACGAUUAUGAAAUUUCUAAGUGCCUUAUACUGAAGUGAAAAAAUACUGAUGUUAGAUGCUCAUAAUUUCAGAAUAAUUGUACACAGUUUUAAUAAAAAUAGUCAUAUUUUUGUAAUGUGACACGUAUUCAUAAUUUUUCAACCAAAAUAUACAUUGUAAAUGUAUUGUUAAAAA
This is a messenger RNA of Bacillus rossius redtenbacheri, 9314 nucleotides long. It is a transcript of the gene cher, whose product is annotated as filamin-A. The transcript is spliced from 39 exons. The coding region runs from base 384 to 7055 and encodes 2223 amino acids. The record is from RefSeq and is a predicted model, not a curated record. Gene Ontology annotation, biological process: actin cytoskeleton organization. NCBI's taxonomy places the organism in Eukaryota, Metazoa, Arthropoda, Insecta, Phasmatodea, Bacillidae. Gene Ontology annotation, molecular function: actin filament binding.